GCGCGUACGGCGUGACGUUCAACGCAUGCGCGGGGCGACAGUGGCUUGUGAAACCGGGCGCUGUGCUGACAGGGCCGCAGCCAUCCCCGGCCUAGCGUGGGGGCUCGAACUCGGACCUGCAACUCCCGUGCUCCGCGUGCGCUCAGUUCUUUUCCGGUGCAGCCGCCGCCGCCGCCGCCGUCGACAUGUUUCUCACUCGCUCGGAGUACGACAGGUGAGUGCGGGUAGGAUAUGAGGGAGCGCGGCCUGCGCCUAGUCAGGGGCUGAGUCACUGUGGGGCGGCCUGCCUGCUUCAGCCUUCGGGUGCCGGCUAGAGGCGCCUUCCUUCCCUCCCUCCCUCAGGCGCCCCCUCCCCCUGCGAGGGUCCAUGGAGGGCGGGGAUGCGGGUGGCCUUCGGAAGUCUCUGCUCCCCUCGAGAGACUGAAGCUCCUCGGGCUUGAGAACAGUCGCCUAACCCACCUCCUGCCAGAGAGGAGAUCGCGAGAAGCGCCAUCAUCACGCUCGCUUGAAGGCAAGUCGCCUUGGAAGCGGCGUGGUCUUAAGAAGAUGCCGAUAAACUUGGGAUGCCCACCCUUGUGCUGCUCAGCAAAAAGAAGCCCGUUGCAGUAGCAACGCAAGUUGAGGGAAGCAACCCCGCUCUCCUCUUCUGGGCUUCCUUUUUCUCCAGCCAGGUGGGAGUGGAGGAUAGACUAAAUGAAGGCUAAAUUGGAAAAUUCCGUCCUGCAGAAGUAAUGCACCGGCUACAUCAGUAAGAGAGUGAGUGUUACUGACUGCACAGGUUUCCAACUAUUUUCACUUGUAAUGUAGGCUGAUCACAACAAACCUCCUCUUCCUGUUGCUCCCCAUCGCCUCUGCCUCCAGGUCCAGUUUGUCUUAAAUAUGCAUUCUCAGUGAUGGGCAAGCAUGAGUUGUGAAGGGGCUUGUGUCCCUUUAGUUGUAUGCUGUUUAGGAAAACAUAAAUAAUCUUGUACUUCAGUGCUGGCAAAAUUCUUGAUUGUUCCAAUCUAUAACUGACAGAACUUGUAUUGUGCAAUGGUAGCCUUGUAUUAUCUGAACUGUUGCAGAGGCAAGGCCUCAGCAAGUUUCCUUAGUCAUAGUGAUGGAGUCUUCAAGCUUUUGCUUUCAGUUGCACCGAUUUGACAAAGGUUAUGAAUGAUUCAUCAUGCUCAAUAAACUGAAACUAAACAACACUUCUGUAUUUAUAAGACAGUGGGCAAAUUAACUUAUGCAGAACGUCUCAAAUUAAUUUGUUGAAUCUUAGGUAACAUCACACAAACAGCUAGCAAAUGAACACUGCUCUGUUCCCUGUGAUACUUGGGGAUUUACAGUAUCAGAAUUUUCCUUGGGUGCACACUUUACAAAAUAAAUUUAAUUUUAGUUCGUAUUUAUUUCUGACUUCAGACUCUCAAGUGCCAAAUUCAGGCUUAAAUCUCCCCCCCCCCCCCGGAAAAUUGGUUGCAGCUUGACAAACCUGCAAGAUGAAGUUGAAAGGUACUUUAGGUACUUUUGGUUUUCCCCAGGUGAGGUUGGUGGCCUCUCAUUUAUGCAAGGUAACACAGAACAUUUGUGGUUAUAGAAAUCACAACUCGCUUUAAAUGAUUUAUUCUGCCUUUAAAACCCACACUGGCCCUUGGUAGAUUUUGCUGUAGAUGCACAAGCAUUGUUGUAGAUUAUUAUUAUUUGUUCGAAAACUGGAACGCUCACUUCCGGGUUUCAGUCAUUCAGGAGCUGAUUUGUUUGGGAGUCAAGGUGUUCGGCUUCCAAGGUACGACUGUAUUUAAACACUUACACACCUGCCCACUCACUGAAAGAAGCAUACCUAGUUCUUGCUUCUUACAGGAUGUAGCACCAUUUACUUCUGUUUGUAAACUUCCUGACACUUCCAAGAGUCUGACUCAUUUUUUUUAGGUUGUGAUAGUAGGAACACUUACUUUUGAGUUACCAUGCAUAGGAUUAUGCUAUGAGUUUACUUUUUACUUUCAAUUUCAGGGGUGUGAACACUUUUUCUCCAGAAGGAAGAUUAUUCCAGGUGGAAUAUGCCAUUGAAGCUAUAAAGGUACAAUAAGCAUUUGAGUCUCUUCUGUAAAUACCACCUCUCAAGUCUGUUGGUGUGAUGUGAACAAUGGGUUAAAUUAUACAGUGCAUGGUCUCAUGUCUUGAGGAGCAUACCCCCCUGGAUGUUUUGAGAUAAGAGUGCCAGGUGCACUGGGUUACCAUAGCAACACCAGCAAGCUUAAAUGUAUGACUUGCUGAUUCAUUCACUCUCCCAUUGGUUCAGGAAAUAUGCUACAUGUAGAGAUAGGUAUAAUAGUCUCUAACACAUUUCUUUUACAGUGAUGCCUCGCAAGACGAAAUUAAUUCGUUCCGCGAAUUUUUUCGCCUAGCGAAGUUUUCGUCUUGCGAAGCACGAAAUCCCAUAGGAAUGCAUUGAAAAUCAAUUAAUGCGUUCCUAUGGUCAAAAAAAGUCCAAACAAAGCCAAAUUUGGUACAACAAGAGUUUAUUAAGUGCUCUUUAAAGUCACACAUACUGUAAAGAGCAUUUCAAAAUUCAAACCCAUAAUUUUUUUUUAAAAACAGCAGAGUUGCCCAAUGGUCACAGAAAAUCAUAAAAAUGCAGAAAAAAACACACAAGCUUCCAGAUUCUUGCAAACCCCUCCCCAACUGUUCCCCCAGCCACCCAGCACACAGAAAUUCAAAUCCAGAAAUAUAUGAAAAAAACAGCAGAGUGGCCCAUUGGUAACAGAUAAUCAUAAAAUUGCAUAAUUAAAUCACACUUGCUUACAGAUUCUUGCAAACCCCUCCCCAACUGUUCCCCCAGCCACCCAGCAUACAGAAAUUCAAAUCCAGAAUUUUUUUUUAAAAACAGCAGAGUGUCCCAAUGGUCACAGAAAAUCAGAAAAAUGCAGAAAAAACACACACAAGCUUCCAGAUUCUUGCAAACCCCUCCCCAACACCAAGUCCUUGAAUUCUAAACACCCCAACCCAAAAUCCAAAACCCCCCAAAAAAGUUUUAAAAGCUUAACUUACCAAAUGGCUGCAAAAGAAGUUUUGGAAAAGCUUCAAAAAUCACCAAAGUCUUUAAAAACCUCAAAAAGGCUACUAUGUACACUGCGUUCUAUGAGUUGCUCCUCGAAGUCAAGUCGCAACUGUAUUAACGGUGUUAAGAAAAAGGAAACAAACUUGCAAGACGUUUUCGUCUUGCGAAGCAAGCCCAUAGGGAAAUUUGUCUUGCGAAGCAGCUCAAAAAACGGAAAACCCUUUCGUCUAGCGAGUUUUCCGUCUUGCGAGGCAUUCGUCUUGCGGGGCACCACUGUAUUACGGCCUUCUCCAUGUCAAUGUCCUGUCCUGUUAAAUGAUUUGUUUCUAUCACUGUCUGACUCAGAAUCAGUGAGAGUCAGAGAAAGAGGCUGUGGGUUUUACACAGCGGUUUUAGCUAGCAUGGUGAUAGUGUUAAUGGAUCUCUCUGUGCGCAUGUAUUUUGACUGCAAAGACCAGAAGAACGGUAUAUAGUAGAUAAUAGUGUUUAGCUUUGUCUUAUGUCUGGUGACAAUAAACACUUCGUUACUUUGAAUCAGUGUUAGGAAUUCAGAUAUAUAAGCUAAUCAUCAAAUGGCACCUUAAACCUAGGUUAUGGACACCAUCAUUUCUAUACCACUUCAUAUUUUAAAGAAAAAAAUCUCAAAGCGGUUUACAACACAUUAAAGCAUCAAGUAAAACUAUCCAGAAUAAAACAAAUUCAAGCUUCAAGGAAAAUAUUUCAGAUCCUUCUCUAAAGAGACAUUUUGCUUUCCCCAUAUUUAUUUACCUACUUACUUUUUAUGGCUGCCCCAUAGCAGAAGUACUCUAGGAAGCCCGUGUGGUGUAGUGCUUUAGAGUGUUGGACUAGGACUUGGGAGAUCAGGGUUCAUAUCCCUACUCGGUCAUGAAGCUCACUGGGUUACCUUGGGCCAGGCACAGCCUCUUAACCUACCUCACAGGGUUAUUGUAGGGAUUAACUGCGGAGUGUGUGUAAAUCAUGUAGUCCUUGGGAUAUAAAUGUAAUAAAUAAGCUCUUCUGCUUACCUGCUUAAGAAAGCUGGAGAGGCUAGCCAGCUGAAGAUGUCAGUUGCCAACCUGGCAUCCAGAGAGCUCCACAUGAUUGCACUUGGACCCGCACCAGUUGCAAAAUAUGCCUGGCAUCUGGCCAACUUCUAACACUGCUUUGAACUGUGUGAGAGGGGAGUUUUUCCCAUAAUCAGGGACGCUGGAGGAAGCUGUUCUGCUGAAGACUCUGCUGGGGCUCCCACAUACUCUGCUGAUAAAUCAUACUGAUUGAAGUGUGGUGAACUACCAACUACCAGAUGGGCAGGAUAGAAAUAAUAAAGUAUCAUCAUCAUUAUGACUUCCGCAAGUCAUCAACAAAGUCUGGAUGGGUUGAAUGGGGAAUCUCAAAGCCGUAGCUUCGGAGUGAGGUGCAACUUUAUUUGAGCAACUUUAUCCAAAGCUUGUGCUGCUUGUUCAGAUCACAGAAGUUUAGAUGUUACAGACUGUGAGCAGCUGUGCUUGCUUUGGUUUUGUUGUUGUGCCUAACCUGGUGUUCUUUAAUUGUAUUAAUCUGCAUUAAAUUUGAAUUUUUGUAAAAUGUUAAACUCAUUAAGACUACAAUCCUAUACAUACUUACCUAGAAGGGAGCAGGUCUCAUUUAACUGAGUGGAACUUACUUCCAAGGAGACCUGAAUAGGAUUGUCAAGCAAUAAAGUUGAUGUCUGUAUACCUUAGAUGACGACUUCUGUGUACAGUACACUUAAAUUAAAUGGGUACUUCUUUCUAUCAUGCUCUGCAUGCAACUAAAUUUUAAGAAAUCAGUAAUUAUUGUCCCUUCUAAGAACAAACACAAUCAGACUUACUUAAUGUAACUAGCUAUUCUGGAUCCACUAGUCCUUGCAGUGAUGGGCUGUAUUGGGCAUUGGAACCAGUACAAUAUAUUUGUGUAGGCUUAUUAGAAUCAGGACACAACAGUUGUGCAUUCAUCAUUAAGUAUCCCACAUUUAUUCUUAAAUAUGCUUCCAUCAUUAAGAAGAGAAGCAUUAAAAGAUUAUGGUAAUGACAAUUAGUGGCUUUAAGAGUCCAGCAGGGACUCCCUGUGGCCAGAGCAAGUCUUAGCUUUUGCAAUCCACAUGUCUUCAAACACUGUUCCCAGUUCAUUUCUGCUCACUGCAUUAUCAGUAAUCCUUGAGUGCUUCUAAGUGUGCUAUUUUGCAGUUCAGACAGAGAAAAUUUAACUUGUAACAUCAGUAGAGAGCUUAUCUUAGAUAAGCCACUGUUUUCUAACUAAAAUGUAUUUGUAUAAAAUAUUUGCAUUGCUUUGCGUAAUUAUAAUUUUUUGCAGUAAGCUAAAGACCAGUUCACAACAAUGCCCAUGUUCUUUCUUUGUGUUAAGACACAUUUUUUCAUACUUUGAUUUCGUAAUUUAACCCAUGUGCAUCUGUACUUACUUUUGUGCCUAUUAUUGAGUUGUUAUGAUUGUUCCCUGUUUUAUUUAUUUGUUUUGUAUAAAUGAAAUUAAAAAAUCUUUAUCAAAGGGGGAAAAGCACCUCUAGAUGAUUUAGGCCCCAAAUACCUGAAAGACCGCCUCCUUCCCCACAGAUUGUCUUAGGUGUGGUUAUCCAUGGAUAAGCUCUUGUUUGUUCCACCAUUUUCAGAAGUUAGAGAGAGGGAUCUGGGAGAGGACAUUCUUUGCUUCAGUCUCUAAGUUGUGGAAUUCCCUCUUCAUAGAGGUGCACCAGGCACCUUAACCAUUUAUUUUCAAUUGUGUGCUGAAGAAAUACCCUUUUACCCUGGCCUUUGACACUUGAGAUACAGUGGUACCUCAGGUUAAGAACUUAAUUCAUUCCAGAGGUCCGUUCUUAACCUGAAACUGUUCUUAACCUGAGACACCACUUUAGCUAAUGAGGCCUCCCGCUGCCGCAGCGUGAUUUCUGUUCUCAUCCUGAAGCAAAGUUCUUAACCCGAGGUACUAUUUCUGGGUUAGCAGAGUCUGUAACCUGAAACGUCUGUAACCUGAAGUGUCUGUAACCCAAGGUACCACUGUAUAUGUUUUAGGACCCCCUCUAGUUGUGCUUGUAAUUUGUUUUAAGUAUUUUUAAUGCUUCAUUUUAUAUUGUUGUAACCCGCCCUGGAACCUUAUGGUGAAGGGCAGAUAAUAAAUUGAAUAAUAAUACAUAUGUAGGUAAAACUUGUUUAUAUUUUUUUCUGAUAUUCUGAAUCUGAUUAUCACCAAUUAUGUACGUUGAGAUGUGCAUCUCUUAAGUAUAUAGAUCAGAUACACUAAAUAUAAAAGGUGGUUGGUAGUACUAAUCUUUUCCUCUUCCUUUCAAUUUUUUAAAAAAGCUUGGUUCCACAGCGAUUGGAAUUCAGACAGCAGAAGGGGUUUGCUUGGCUGUGGAGAAGAGGAUCACCUCUCCACUUAUGGAACCCAGCAGUAUUGAGAAAAUUGUAGAAAUAGAUGCUCAUAUAGGUAAGGGUCACAAAAUCUCACUUAUUUCUACAGUAAAUCAUGUAGUGUGUGAUGCAGCAUGUACGUGAAUAAAACUCUUCCUCUGCAAGUCUCUUAGUGAGAAAUUAUCCUGUAAUGCACACUACAAAGUUAUGUGCAGACUUUAUUUGGUGGGGAAUUAAUAUUUAAUGGUGGCAGUCACUGGUUUUCCAGGCUCUAGGCCAGCAGGACAUAGUUGCAGAAGUAGGAAGCAGCAGCUGUAACUUGCUUCUGGUUGACCUCACUAGUGAAAGUGUGUCCCCAAAAUUAGAACUUGGAGGGCAGGGAAUUGCAAUGUAAACGCUUGAUCCUGAGCCAGCUUCUGUGCUGGAAGCUCACUGAUUGGAUCACUAAUGUUAGCCUGUCCUCUACUCAAGACAGUUUCAUGCAUAGGCACGCACACACCACAGUAGAAAACUAGGGUGUAUUCUUAAAUACAUUACAUUUUUAUACCUUCCUUUCCCUGUGUUUAAUAGUAAUAUCUCUUCAGUAUGGGUUUUCCCUAGUACACCAUUAACUUUUUUACUGUUCACAGACAAUUGUUUGUGUUUUUAAUCAACUCUGAAGAUGUAACACUGGUAUUUUCAUAUUUCUAGUAGCACAUGAAGGCAGUGUUAGAAACUGAGGUAUGAAAGCUAGGCGCUAAAUGUGCCCAUAGUUAUGGGCAGAACUAUGGAAUGUCUAGGCACGCUUCUUAAAUAGCGAGAAUAUAAAGCUGAAAAUGAAUGAACUGAAGCUAAAAUAUUAUGUUCAUUUAGUCCUUCCCCUGCCCAUCCCCCCUAGCAUUCUUAAGAGCAGUGCUUUUUUCUGGGGGUAUGCAGGGGUACGCAUACCCCUAAACAUUUUGUGAAUCUUUGUACUUUUGUCCAUGUAUUGUAUUUAUUUCCCCUGAUUUGAACCAUAAAAUGGUGAUUAUCUUGAGUCAAAAUGAGAGUACGCCUAAACAUGUUUUUAGAAAAAAAAAACACUGCUUAAGAGGGUCUCUUCUCUAGUCUUCAGAGAGUAGCUGGAAGUGGGGAGGCAGAAAAAGGUUCUUUCCUUCCACUCUGCAGUUUUAAUCUGAAAUCCUAGGCACAGUAUUGCGCCCAGAACUCAGAAACUGCUCACACGUAUGCAAUUCCCUGUUGCAAAAUGCUCCUAGAACAAUAGGAGUUUCUGCAUUAACACUGCAUUAAAGUGACUAACACACUACUCUGUACUAUCUAUAUUUGUGAGCAUUUAACUUCUCAUGGACAUGGGUCUACUUUGUGUAUCUGAGAAGCUAAUGAGGUUUUAAAAUAAAAAUAAAUGCCACUUUGUCAGAAAGCCGAAGGAUUCCACAUAUAGUUUGGCUUGCCAUCUUAAAUCUUUGCAUUUGCCAGUUAAACCAGAAAAAUAUGCAGUACCUAUCCAGGGGCUUUGACCUUUUGGUCAGAUUUCAAAGCAUGAAAAAAACAAACAAUUUUUGAUUGAAAAUGGGAGUUGACAAAGCGUCUUUAUUCAGGACAGACAAAAGAAAGUACUUCUUCACAUGGUGUAUAGUUAAACUACGGACUUCAUAGGGAUUUUAAGUUUUUUGGGAAAUUGAAACUUUUUUUUUACUUCUUGCAAAUUGGAUCCAAAGCUGACUAACGUUUGUGUAUCUCUUUACAGGUUGUGCAAUGAGCGGUUUAAUAGCUGAUGCAAAGACAUUAAUUGACAAAGCAAGAGUUGAGACACAGGUAACAUUUAAAUGUUGAUCCGUGUUGCAUCUCUCCCCUCCUCCUUUUGUUAAUGUCAGUCAUUUAUUAGCAGAACAUGGUGAUAGAGUUGAAUAUAGAGCAACUUUAAUCUCUGUCUUUAUCUAAGGAAUAAACAAAAUUGAAGGUUAACUUUGAAAGGUUAGCAUAGGGUUUUCUUGUUCUUCCUUUAUCAAUAUAUUAUUUCCUGUUUACCCUGAAUGUUAAAAGAGUCUAAGAUGUAACAGGGUAACCUAUCAUUGUGUUUUUGGAAGAACCUUAUUUAAUAUGUAGAAAAUACAUACACUCUGAAACAAUCCAACACUAUUCUUGCCCUCUUUGUUCUAGCUAAUGAGCUCCAUCAUUUUGCUCAGGUGGUGGUAUAAAUCCUUUCUAGGUAGUUAAGAAAGAUUGAGGGGCCUUAAUUCCCCUAACUGCAUAGGAGUCACCACUCUAUGAGUGACUUCUCUGUGGCUGGGAUGAUGUUUAAAUGGUCCAACCAGAGGAUGCUGUGGUUGGAUCUUUAUAAUCUCCCAACCUGUAUAGGAACUGUAUAUGAAAAACAGCUCCCAGUGGCUAGAGAGACAUUUAAAAGCAUCCUAAGAAAGUAUGUGUUGUAAAUCUUAGAAUCAUAGAAUUGGUAGAGUUGGUGUACAGUAUCUCGCCUUCGUCAGAUAGUUGGGCUAUAUUAUACAUAGGUGUUCUAAGAGGAGUAACCAGCUGGUGGCCCAUGAAUCACAUUAAUUCUUUCCCCAAUUCCUUGUGACUCCCUAAUGGCACCACAAUGAAAUUGGCAUGUGAAACUUUUGUGUAAUUCUUCCCUGGUAAGCACACUCUCACUUUGUUCUGUUCGGAAAUACACAUUAUUGUUACUUGGGGAACAGUGCUGCCUAGAACAAAAGCCAGUAUUUUAGGACUCUAGUGCAUAAUGAGAGAAGAUGCCCCAGCAUCCUGAAGUGUCUUCUCAGGAUUGGGGUUAGGGACCAUUUUAGGAUUUUAGCUUCUGGGGGGCAGCAUGCUGAGCCCUUCUUAGCCAAGCUGCUUCCAUAGAGUGGGGCCAAUGAUUUGCUAGCUCUCCAAGCAGAAGAAAUUGACCAUUGCUCAUUGUAACAGUAAGAUCCUUUAUUUGAUUUGUUGUAAAUUUGCUCUGUGUGUGUGUGUGAAGGAAAAACUCUCAUGUUACAGAGUUCAACCUGCUCUUUUGUCUUAGAAUCACUGGUUUACAUACAAUGAAAUCAUGACUGUAGAGAGUGUGACACAGGCCGUGUCCAACUUAGCAUUACAGUUUGGAGAAGAAGAUGCUGAUCCAGGUGCUAUGGUGAGUAGGUGCUUGUGCCAGUUAUAUUCUGCAUGCACAUCUUUGGCAAUUGGCUUACCCAGUUACUCAGCCAUUAAAGUCUUGAUCCUUCUGUGAUUAUGUUCCAGUCAAGGCCAUUUGGCGUGGCACUACUCUUUGGAGGAGUUGAUGAAAAGGGACCACAGCUGUAAGUUGCCCGUUACUUCUUUCACUCUGUUUUCUUUGUAUGUUCAAGUGCAGCGUGUCUACCUGUUGUGCAAUUGGUAGGAAAUGGGGUACCCUUCUGAAAAAGGGGGGUAUCUGCCACCUUGUGAGAUACCGUGUCAGUAAAUAAGUGGCAAUACAUUGGAUUGAUAAUGCAAGAUGAUUCAGAAUAUUGCAGCAGCAUCCUAGCCAUAUUAUGCUAGCAUCUGUCAUAAUCACUAAAGUUUGAAUAGCGGUGAAAAGCUAUUAGGCAGAAUAGAAACGAUAAAUGGCAAUAUUAUUGAUGUAGGGUUGGAGACUAUUACCCUGUAAGCUGCUUUAAAUAUAUUUUUUCCGUCGGUGCAGACCAGCUACAAUAGUGCAACCUAAAUACGUCUGAUGCAGUUCAGUAACUCCUUAUGGUGCAAUUGUGAUGGACAGGCAGGAUAACAUGAUGAAUUUUGUCACAGUCAAAUGUUGGCUCAGGCUACCAUAUGCCAUUGUAGUUAUGCCUUAUCUAUAAGAUCGGGGUGCAAGGGAAGUCUACUCCGUUCCUGUUCUCAGAGUUGCCUAAGUGGCACAUUGUUACACAGAAUGUGACACUUGCAUAAAUCCCGAAUGUUUGAACAUGUAAACAUUCAGAGUGAAUAGGGGAGUAUGCAAAUAAUCUUUUCUAAAGGACUAGCAGAGCUAUUGGUAAUAUAAUAUCUGUAGUCUGCUAUGACAUUCCUUAGGUGGGGUUGGGAGAGCAUUUGUAACCAGAAACUGUAUACUUCAAAGCUGCAAGCUCUUUUUAAACCAGCAAGCCUUCCUCAGUUUUGUAGGAGAGAGAGCAGUAUGAACAAGGGUUGAGAGUGUGAUUAAAACAAAGGAUUACGUGCACUAAAAGAUAAGGGAGUUGCAAUCUAAAAUUGCAAAAAAAUGUUUAUUGAAACAUUUUUCUUAAUUAAAUAUAUGGAACAUGCAUUCAAGAUCAUUUGCAUAUGCAAAACAUUCGCAAAUACUGCUAGCAUUAACCUGAAAUCAGAAUAAAUCUGCAAAAUAAUAAUUGUCUGAUUAUCUUUCAGUAGUCAUCUCAAGCAGACACCCCAAUACCUUCUGUACUGUAUUUUACUGUAUCAGUCAGUUUGUCUCUUGAUAAUCUAUUAGAAUUGCAAGUAAUACCUUAAAUACAUUCUCAGAAUGGUUGCACAUUUGAUUCUGACUAAGACUUGAGUUUUUUGUACUCUUCUCUUCCCUUUCCCACCCAUUGCCUCAUUCCCCAUUGUUAACAUUAUUUUUAUGCCAGUUCUUUGCCAUUCGUUUUGGUUUUUUAAAAAACAACUAUUUAAAGACCAUUAGUGGUUUAAAGUGCAGUCUGUUCUGUCUAAUGCUAUAACAGAUUGAAUUAUUGCAGGAAUAUAAGUACAGUUGUCUGGAGUUUGAAGUCACCUCCAUGGAAUAUUCAUCUUCUUUCUCCCAUUGAGGUGUAUAACGUGAGAGACUCUGAAAAUUUUGGUCCACAUAACUGCUCUAUCAGUUCUUGUUCUGCCAUUUCAUGUUCUGUCCAUCAUUUAAUUUAACUUAUUUGGGAACAUACAUAGAGAUCCUUCAGGCAAUUCCUUAAACAGGCAAUGACCUUUUAACAUCUAAUGAAUCAAACUCCAGUCCUGUGAAAGCUCAUACUCAUAAUUUAGUUUGUGGUUUAUUAGUUAAGUAAAUAGUUGGUCUUUGUAGCUCCUUAAAGAAUAACAUGGCCCUGAACCAGAAUAUGCCAUUUGCACGGUACCUCAGGUUGCAUAUGCUUCAGAUUUACAGACUCUGCUAACCCAAAAAUAUUACCUCGGGUUAAGAACUUUGCUUCAGGAUGAGAACAGAAAUCGUGCAGCGGCAGCAGGAGGCCCAUUAGCUAAAGUGGCACCUCAGGUUAAGAACAGUUUCAGGUUAAGAACGGACCUCCAGACCAAAUAAAGUUCUUAACCCGAGGUACCACUGUAUAUGCUGUUUUGGAGGGUUCUGGGACUAGCUAUUUGGAGCAGGAUCAAUUGCUGGAGGAGAGCCAGGAAAGGCCAGUUUCUGUGCAGAACACCACACAAUGCUCUAUAGAUCAAAAUAAUCCAACUAUCAAGAUUUUAACACUUUGGCUGCCAUGCAUACCCAUGACUGGUUUGCAUGUAACUCUAAACUAUGUGCUUCUGUAAGUCUGAGCAAAACCUUGGGCUUGAGGAUUCCCCUCUCCUCCUCCUGUAUGGCCAAGAGGAGAAAAAACACAGAAUUAAAUACCAUUUUUCCUAAUAGCAUUUUUAUGUUCAAAUUAGGAAGCUUGUUUUAAAAUAAAUCCUGUAGUUUAUUAAGCAAGCCUGCUUCAUAAACCAUGGUUUGACUAUGGUUUGUGUUGCAGUUGACUACUUUUUUUCAAGCCACAAUUCCUACUUCAUGCAUAACAAGCCAGAAAUUGGUAAAUUAAAUCCUUUUUUCACCCCUCCUCCUUGGCCAUGUGGGAGGAAAGAAUGCUCAAGUCUCUAGGUGCUGCUGAAUCACAAUAGGCCAAGUUUAUAGACACCUCUUAAUCCUUGAAGUAUCAUGCUUUACUGUGUCUCUUCUAGAAAGGUUCCUUGUCCCAUUAAUUUUCUACUCAUCCCCCAUUGCCUCUUCUUGUGUAGGUUUCACAUGGACCCUUCUGGGACGUUUGUACAGUGUGAUGCAAGAGCAAUUGGAUCAGCUUCAGAAGGUGCACAAAGCUCUCUGCAAGAAGUUUACCACAAGGUAAUAGGAUGAGAUCUGAAAAAAGCAGAUCUUGAUUUUUUUGUCCCAUAAAACACUCUUUACUGCAGUUCCCUGGUGGAAGAACAGAGGUAAAAGAGACAAGAAUGACAGUUCUGCAAUUGACACGUGGUCCCUAAUCUUUCUGUUAUGAAGGUGUAGUAAAGCAGCUGGUGCCUCCUGAUGUAAAUGGAACACUACAUUUCUAAGUUAUAAAGUUAUUCUUAUAGUAGUAAGUUGUGGGCAAGUAUGGACAAAGAUUUCUAUUAAUACUUCUCUAACAAAGGAUUAAUAGCUAAUUCCAUACCAGCUCUUCAUUCUAAACCACUCUGUAGAGCAGUUAUUCUAUCCAGGCAUUCAUAUACAAUGUCAUACCAAAAAGAACAGGAAAAUUCUUGUGUGCCAUUACAAACCUCUUUUAGCUUUUGCUAAAACAAGCAGAUUGUUUGCUAUAUGGAGACAAUCUUGGUAUAGAGAUUUAAAGUAGUCAUGUGUGCACCAGUGCUUAACUUUCAUGACUUCUCUUUACAGUCAAUGACACUGAAAGAAGCAAUCAAGUCAUCCCUUGUCAUUUUAAAACAAGUUAUGGAGGAGAAACUGAAUGCAACUAACAUUGAGGUAUGUAUUUUGCUCUUUUGAUAAAGGCAAGCAUUAUCCACCUGUAUCUACAGUAUGGAAACUACAAGGCAUUAUGUCCCUUAGCUAAUAGCUGCUUCAUCAUAGGGGAUUCAUGUCUUUGCAUAAGAACAUAAGAAGAGCCUGCUGGAUCAGGCCAGUGGCUUGUCUAGUCCAGCAUCCUGUUCUCACAGUACCCAAACAGAUGCCUUUGAGAUGCAUCUUUAAAGAUCUCAUACUUAUAACUGCAGCUUUGAUAGUUCUGACACUCUUUAGCCUUGAAGUGAGAGUUCUUGUAUCCUCUUGCCCAAAUAAUAGCAGCCCUAACUUCUUAUCAUCUUGGUGCCUUUUGAGAGGCUCUUUAGAAUUGGUCACUACCUUGGUGCUUCUCUCAAUUUCUAUAACUGAAUUUUAUAGAAGCUAGAGACCAUUGCUGUAGGAAUGAAUGCCCUGAUUAAACUGUUGUGGGAUUCUGGAAAUUAAUUUCCUGGCAGGUUUUUUGAAAGUGAAAACAGAACUCAGUGUUGCUGUUAUAUAUUUUAAUACCCUGCUUUUUCCCUUGAAGGGACCUAAGGCAGCUAGUUAAAAUCUUCUGUGGUGAGGACUUCUAGAAAAUGUUUUAUACUAUCUAGGGAACAUGCCUGUUUGCCAUCAUGCACUUUCUUUAAGAAGGAAGUUUCCUUUGCUCAGCAGUGCUUUCUUGGCACUCAAGUUUUAGAUGGAAUGAAAAUUGUGUGACUUCCAAGGUCUUUCUGUAAUAAGAUCUGAAGCAAUGUUAAAUCUCUAGUGUGAGUUUUCAAUACAGGUUCAGGGAGCAAGUUUUGUGUGCACUGAGGGAAAACUUGGGCUCAGAAGCAAUGUACAUUAUUACGAGUUGCAAGAUUCAGGGAAGCCUCUAUGCAUAGAGAGCUACGUGUGAGUGCUUUCCUUUUAGAUGCCCAUGCUAAGGUGUGGAUGGUGGAAGCAGGGCUGUGGCGGGGAGGGGGGAAGCUAUGCAACAACAGGGGGUGGGCUCAAAGGUACAGUACCUUUUUACACACUUUGCCCCUUUAUGUGAGUAAUGCGUGAUCUGGGUCCUAAGUGUCUAGUAUCAUGAGAGGGGGAGAAAGAGUUGUUUAGCUACACUUUGCACUUCUCUUUAAAUCUCUGGUGUCCCCCUUUCGUAGUCUGCCCCUGCAAUUAAAAAGCACGAAAUGCUUUAAAGAAUGUGCUUCUGAUCACAUCUAACAUGGAGUGGAGGCGGGGAGACUUCUGUAUUUUUAAAAGUAGUUCUGUGGACUAGAAGGAGAAUAGCUCAGUGGUAGAGCAUCUGCUUUGUAUGCAGAAAAUCCCCAGCUUGAUCCUGAAAUUGCCAGGUAGGGCUGGAAAUGUUUCCUAGCUGAAACCCUGGAGGGCUGCUGCCAGUCAGCAGAGACGAUACUGAGUUAGAUGGACCAAUGUUCUGAGCCGGUAAUAAGGCAGCUUUUUACAUUCACAUUCUAACCUGCCUUCACUGAAGAAGAGAAAUAGAGUUGAGUGUCACCUUACUCUAAACUCCUGGACAUCACCCAGCAGUUUUCUUUAAAAAAUUAAAUGCUCGUGAACAGAAUUGGGCCCUGAAGGACCCUAUAUCAUGAUUAAGAGGCUAUCACUACCAUAUUCUGGAAUAUUCUGACCAACUAGGAGCAAAACCACCACAAAAUCAUUCUUUCAACUCACAGCUUGUUCAAGUGACUGAGAAGGAUAUCAGAGUUGAUAGUGUUGAAAGUUGCUGAUUGUCUAGGAGUUUCAGCAGGGUCACACUCACAGUCUCUGUUUUUCAGCAUAGGUCAUGUACCAGAGUGAUCAAGGCAGUUUCUGUUCCAAAGCUGGGCUUCAAGCCAAUUAAUAAUAUUGGUUUCAUCCAGAUGUUUUUGGAGUUGCACCACUAUCACCUGCCCUCAAGAAGGGUUGUUAGAGGGUUAUUUCUGUAGUAUGUAAACAACGUACUGUACUGUAAAAAGUAAAGAAAGUCACACCUUUCUACAGUCAUACAAUUUUAUAAUUCAUUCUAAAAAUGAGCCUAACAUGUUUCUUCAUAGAGUUACUGAGAUAAUGUGCUUCAAAGUGCUUCACAUACAGUAUUCAUAUUAGGCAGUGGUGGCAUUGUUGAAAAGCUGAGAGAUGCAACAGACUUAAGCUUGUGCAAUGGGACUUCCUCCUCCUCUUUCCUGUAGCCCCCUGUGCACCACCAAUAUGUUGCAGAGGGUUGGGGGACCCUCUGGAGAAGAUUUGAGGGACAUGAAGUAGAGGUCCCAUUCAGAACACAACUCGAUGCAGACAGCAUUGAAUACAAACCUUUUGACAACAUGGAAAACCAUACUAAGAGCCUACCUGAUUUGUUUGCAUGUAUAUAUAUAUUUAAAAAGAGCCAAGCUCCUUGAGCCAUCUCUUGACUAUGCUUCAGUUCAUACAUUUUGAAGGGUCUGUACCGCCUUUGUGUGCUGGAGAUUACUGCCAUCUCCUUUACAAUGGGGAUGAUGGUUAGUGCGAACCGGGCCCUGGAAAUGCCCAGUAGCAUGGAAAUUCAGUUCAUAUGACUCUUCCCACCCCCUUUUUAAGGGGUGGAAUUACAAAGACUGGAUUCAAGUGCUUUGGAGAAAUGGGUUGCACAAUAAAAGCCAGUACUAUUUUUCUAGAAAAAGAGGUGCCAGAACUCACCAUGAACGCCUUCCAUGCUCUCUUAGAAUGGCACCUGAGAGGUGCUGGAACUCAGUUCUGGCAGGUUCCAGCUAAAAAAAAGCCCUGAUAAGAGCUAUCAUGCUCAUUUUGAUAAAGGAGCAGCUGAAUCCAAGCAUGUUCAGUAGAGGCUUCUUGGUUUUGCCUCUGCUACAGAGAAAUAAAGUACAUUAGAAGUUUCACAUACCCUGUCUCCCUGAAAAUAAGAUAGUAUCUUAUAUUAAGUUUUGCUCCCAAAGAUGCGCUAGGUCUUAUUUUCAGGGGAUGUCUUAUUGUCUAAUUGUGAGUCAGCCAGACUCCGUCAGGGCAGAGCGAGCAGUAGGUGGCGGCACGGGCUCUCUGAUUUAAAGAGACCUUGCACUGCCUGAACAGCUCCGGCUGCGCUGCGGCCAAUCAGGGAGCUGUGCGGCAGAGUCCGCCGCUACGGUCCAGAGGAGUCAGACGCCUUACAGUAGCUUCGGGGGCCUUAUGUUUGGGGGAGGCCUUAUGUUCGGGGGAUGCCUUAUAUUACAGCGAGAGGCAAAACUGGAAGGAGGUCUUAUUUUUUGGGGGGGGGGGAUGUCUUACUUUCGGGGAAACAGGGUAGCUGUUCAGGAAUCUGGUACGUGUUCGAUUGGAACAGUCCAUGAGCCAAAAGAGUUCAGUGAGCUGUCUGCUGUGUCUUGUGCUAUGUCUUCUUAAUGUACAUAAGCAUAUGUAACCUUUUCCCCCUGUCCUUGCAGCUUGCAACAGUGCAGCCUGGGAAGAAGUUCCACAUGUACACAAAAGAAGAACUUGAAGAUGUCAUCAAAGAUAUUUGAUGAGGGAGAGAACCUCUCCAAAUGCCUCAUUCCCUGAUCACAGCAAACUGAUUCUUCAGUUUUUUUCCAGUGCCCGUAACUUUAUUUCAGCAGCAAGUAUGCCUGCUCUUAAACAAAGGCUCAAAAUAUUUUUUACAGUUUCUGUACAUAUAAAAGAUCUUCAGUAAGAGGAAACUAGAAUAAAUCAUUUUGUUACUCUUAUGUCAAUUCUUCUAUAAUAAAAGUUCUGGGGUUGGAGGAAUGGUUCAACUUGGUGCUGGACCAAACUGGAAACGUUGCGACAACAAGAGAGUGGAAGUACAAUAUCCCAAUGAAAAUUCAGGGCUGCCUUCUCUGGUGCCUGUUACUACAGUAGUAUUUCAGAAUGUGACUCUUAACUUCAGUUGACUGCUUAUUCAGUUCAUUAAAAAAAAAAAACUAAAUCACCUCCCAUCCUGACAACAGUGACAAACAUCACUGAUACAUGCUGUGGGGAAACAUUUUAGACCCCCAAAUCCCUUUUUCAUAUUGCAAGAUUGCACCUGAGUAAGUAGCACAGUUAAAAUACUAACUUUCUGGGCAUUUAUACUAUUUACUACAGUUAAGAUUACUGUAUAGUACUUCACUUACGUGGGGCAAUUUUCUGUUACCUUUCUAAUCUAACAUUACUGUGCUGAGCUGUCUUCCUUUUCUGGGCAGCAUUCAUAAUCAAACUCCCAGACAUGUAGCCUUCAAAAUCCACUUCUGGAGCUCCAUUUCUAGACAUUCAAAUGGCAUAGCUCCCUCGUGUGGGAACACAUGUUCUUAAUGAGUCAACAGAAUUUAGCCGCUAGUGAAUUGAUCUAGUUUUGCACCUUGUAUCUUCCUAUGGGAGAGGAUAUGCUUCUAUCCUAGAUAAGAACUGAAUUGUCAGACAAAUAGGCCUGCCGAUUUCAUUUUUAAAAGUUUUCGUUUAAUAAACUAUCUGGUCUGACUUGCUUUUUAGAUAUUUGAUACUGUGGCCAACUGGCUUUAUUUUCACUUUAGAACAGGAGUGCGUGGUAACUUUGUGCCAUGCCCUUGUUCAUUUCUUUUUGUUCUAAUGCAUAUCAGCAAGGCUAGAGUAAUCUAAGCUGCUGGGAUAACAAACAAUGCAAUAUCAAACAGGUUGGGUAAAAUGGGAAAUUGUAGGAUUACUCAUUCAUGAAAGUUAAGAAUUGUCUGUCUCAUUUAACAGCUUGGCAGACAAUAUUUGCCUAGCAGUCAUUGGUACUUACAAAAAUAUUUUGCCAGUAAUGAGAGCUGUAAUUGCAUCCUGAACACAGUAUUGCAAAGAUUAACACAGAAAUGAUUGUGUGUGCCUUUAGUGGCUAUACUUUGGCUGAGCAGAAGUUAAUGGUCUUAAUGAGCAAUAAGCAGAAAAAGGACAGGCCUAUGUUGGGCUAGGUAAUGACCUGCAUAGCGGGUGGCUAGUCUGUUUGUGCCUUCUGCUUAUCUAUAAGAAUGGAUACAUCACAGGAUAAGCUUGAAUGGGUGCAUUUUAAAGCCUGUUUGGAAUAUAGAACUGUUGUUUUUCAUCUAGCGUUUGCUCUGUGCAAAAAGGAAAAGCUUCCCUGGCACUAAAGACAAAGGCUUUUUAUAUUCUGCUUUAGGCGCUGUUGCUGGUACCAGAGACCAUGUGAUCAUACCAUGAUUUCUCGCAAACCAAAAAGCAAGACUUUGCUCUCAUCAGUCUUUCUAUGACCGAAAGUGAUUCAAUUUUUGCCUACUACAGUCAGAUCUUGAAAAGUGUGUCUCCUUAGCCCGUGAGAGACUCUGAAAGUAAAUAAUCUGUAAUGUAGCUGUAGGUAUGCCUGCCUGCACAUUUCAAAUGCAAACUAACAUGGGCAAAUAAGGUAUGAGGAGGCUCACUAAUUUUUGAAACAAUUAUUUUGUCCUUGGUCCAAGGUCAAAUACUGGACUCUUUAACUGAUCUAAAUCACAUUUUUUAUGUGUACAAGAUGCUGAACUUUUCCAUGGUGCUUUAUUUCCUCAUUUUCCUGGGUCAGCUAUUGGUUGCCUACAGGAUAACAUGUACUACUUCCAUAUCUGCAGGAUCUGUUUCACUAUAUGCUCCAAUACACAUGGAACAUGCUAUUUUCUUGAGGGUUUAUUGUACCUGCUUUCUAUUUUGACAAUUUUUAGAUACAUCAUAUUAGGUGUCCAUAGCUGAUGCUGACCAAACCAAAACACCUGUGCCAAAUUGUGCUUUCUAUAGUGUAUAGUUUAAUUUGGUUGCUUGUACAGAUGCAUUUAUUCUGUCGCCAUAGGUUAAAGCAAAUACAUCUGUUCAGUUAGCGACAUUAUUUGAUCAUCAGCUGAUUUUUGCAUCAGCUGUUGUCGAGAGGUACCAAAAUACUUUGGAUGUAUUGAAUAUUAUUAGAAUAUAUAUAUAUCCAAUUUUUGUGCCCUUGUGCAUACACCAUAAGUAUUACAAGGUAACGUUGCCAAAAUUGCACACUUUUAGUCUUUAUGACCUUAGAUACUAAGGAUCUGUAUUUCAAAGUGACUAUCCUACAAAAUAUAAAGUAUGAAAAGUGGCCAUUCUAAAUAGUGAUCUGUGGAUACAACCAGUCAACCCCAACUUGGUCCAUUAAACUCUGUGGCUCACAAUAUAUAGUAACUGGGAUGCUCCAUGUCUGGGUGCAACUAAGCAGUCUCUGAACUGUAAUUUCAUGCAUUGUCAUCUUUAUAAGGUUGACAGGUAUUUUCAAAGAUAAUUGUAAUCUUUGUUCUUCAUUCUUUUUCAGUCUUGUUUUUCUGGUGAUACUGUUACAGGAACAUUUUAAAAGCCUUAUUUUAAAAUCCUCAUUUAAAAAAAUCCAUUUCCUGAUUUCCUAACAGUUCUGGAAUAUUAUUACUACUGCUGCUGCUACAUAGGUGGUAUCUAGCUAAACAGUUCUGCUAGAGCAAGCACUUUUGGCUUCCUUCUCCCUCAGUGGCCCAUAAAUCUGUUCUAGGAGGUUGGGGGGGGGUGGACCCACAAGAGAAGUGCUAGUGGAACUGUUUAGUAGGAUAUUGCCCUAUGUAAUUAAUAUUUCCUUUGCAACUCAAGGUUCCCCAAGGUGACUGUACUUAUUGCAAUAGAGUGCAGUGGCAUUGCAACUGUAGUUUUCCCUAACUUUUCCUCCCCCCCCCCCAACUGCCUCCAGUGAGCUGUUGAGUAAAGGCAGUUUGUUCCUGGUUGUGUGCUUCUCUCUCCAUCCACCUCCCCACCCUAGGACUCCAGAUGCAGCAGCUGUACUUACCUGGUACAUUAAAUAAUUGUGUAUUUCUUUUCUGGGGCAAGUGAUCAAAAUCCUCAGAAGAUUACCAUCCUAUAGCAUGGCCACUUGCAACCCUGAUAGGUUUGGAGAUUUGGUGGCAAAGUUCUGAAUUGUCCAAAUUAUUUGUCUCUAGCGUUGACAUUCAGAAUAUACAACUGUUUUCUUUGGUUAAUUUCCACUCUUUUUUGUCCAUAAUGCUAUGUAAUACUUUAUGUGAAAUAACUAUACACUAUUUCAGCAACUUGUGGUUCUUGCAUGUAGGUUUCAACUCUUCCCCCUCUCCCAUGAAUUCAUGUUGCAAUGCUUCUGUUAUGUGUUGGUUUCCUGUUCAUACUCUGAAGGCUUUACUUUCUAGCUAUUUCUAGCUAUAAAACUUGUUAACCCAUUGCUUGCUAGGAGGGCUGCAGUGUUCCUGGGUCUUCAGUUGUGUAAAAGAAAGGAGGGUCAAAGUAAAGUCUGUAGAUGCUCCAUCUGGCUAUCCAACUACUUAGCAGCACUCUACUUCCAUUCCUGCAAACAAGAGUAGACCUAGUAGAUGAAGGUUCAAUGAAGGCAUCUCAUGAAGUCUGCCUUGGUUUCCUCUGUGACUUGGAUUAAGGAUACCUUACUGUCCAGCCCAUUAAAAAUAGUAUUCGGGAAUGCAAGGAUUUAUCAAUUCUGAUAACUAUCAUUAAGUGCUCAGUUUCUAACAUCUUCGUUUGUAUGUAACCUUAAAACUUCAUUUUGCCUUUAGUUUGAAUUAUAUAUGGUGAUACAUGAUCCAGCCAAAAUAAGCUUUGUUCAGUUUGAAGGAAGAUUUAAUUAAGUACGUACUUUUCCAUUGUUAUUAAUGGAGGUGGAAUGUACUUAACUGUGUUUAACUGAGUGAGGUGUGUUGGCAGUUUACCAAUACCAUUGUCCUAAAGAUCAGGCUUUAAUUAUGUGGAGUCACUACUUACGCUACAUUUUGAACUUGGUUGCAGAAAAUACAUAUAUACUGCAUCAUCUGUGAAGGGCAUCUGUGUCAUGAACCAUUGCUUUUCUUUAAAGUGCUCAUAACUAGGUGUCUGCCUGCCCUGAUACUUUUGUGAUGGCUAUUUUGAUGUAUCUGCAUUUUUGUUAGUAGGACACAUUAUACCUUCCUCUUCAUAAGAAAAAAGCCUUCAGUACUGUGAGAGCAGUAUAAGGAACAUCAUGUGCCUGUUUGUGUUGCUCGUUAGCAAAAUGCCAUAAUUGCCGGCUCUAUGGCAAUGAGGAGUGAAGAGAGAAUAAAUAUUUAAUGUAUCCUUUGCUCUGUUCCAAUACUAGGGCUUCACACAUUUAGUCAAGCCAUUUCUAUCAUUGAAAAAAGGAAAAUGAGGGAGAAAGGGUGUUCAAAAUGUUCUGUGUGUGCUUUUUCGACUCUGGGAUUAUGCUUUAACCAUACUGCUGAGACAAUGAAGUAAAACAAGCAUCAUGGAGGAAUAAAGAACUUGGAUCCUGGAUGCACCAAGAUAGAAUAUACUAACUCUCAGAGCAGCAACCCAUGUUAACCUAAUGUGGAAAAAAAUAUACUCUAAAAUGCUUGGGGCACUCUAAAAACUCUAAAGACACACUCUAAAAGCACAAUCUAUCCACUUCAGUCAAUGGGAUUUACUCCUCAGUAAAUGGGUGUAGGUUUUAAGCCCAUGUCUUGCAGUACUGUACAUUUUAGGCAUAUUGGGAAGGAUCUAAAUACCAUUUCUCUUGGUAUGCUUUUGUUUUUCUUUGGAAUAUCCUUUAACACUCAAUAGGGUGGAAGAGAAAGUCAUUCAAAAAUGACAAAAUCUAGGUGACAGACCUGACCUUUUCUUUUUCUGUAAUUUGACCCUUGCUUUUUCGCUUGCUGUUUUCACUUGAGUCUUCAACAGAAACCAAACGAGGACCCUGUGCUCGUUCAAAGCACAUCUGAAAGAGAAUGGCCAUAAAAAUUGCCUGACUCAGAGAUCCAAACUGAUAAGGCAGUAGGACUUUGUGCAUAUCUUUUAGGAAGGCCAGCAGGUGUCCAGAAGGCGAGGUGAUUUAACUGCAGAAGAGGAUUUCAAAUCCAGAAUGGCUCACAGCCUUGCCCCCCAAUGAAUCCUUCCCCAAAGGACUAGUUGCUUGCCCAUAUAAGUGGGCAAAUGUAACAAAUACCAGUAUGUGAAAAUUAGAAGAGAAAAAAAAGUCUCCCUAUCUUGGUCUUAAUCUCCAUCCCAAACGCUCCGAGCCACUCCAAGAAUCCCUAGGACGAAAGCAGCAUCGAAUUUCCGCCAAUU
Molecule: messenger RNA, 22063 nt
Organism: Podarcis lilfordi (Lilford's wall lizard)
Lineage: Eukaryota; Metazoa; Chordata; Lepidosauria; Squamata; Lacertidae
Source: the annotation of a GenBank genome assembly